This is a messenger RNA of Baudoinia panamericana UAMH 10762, 1090 nucleotides long. RefSeq lists its product as uncharacterized. Gene Ontology annotation, cellular component: cytosol; nucleus. The record is from RefSeq and is a predicted model, not a curated record. Gene Ontology annotation, biological process: protein import into nucleus. Gene Ontology annotation, molecular function: nuclear import signal receptor activity. Lineage: Eukaryota; Fungi; Ascomycota; Dothideomycetes; Mycosphaerellales; Teratosphaeriaceae. The coding region runs from base 135 to 779 and encodes 214 amino acids. The transcript has a single exon.
GGACGUUCUCGAUAUUUCGACCGCGCCGAUAUGGUUGGGUCAUGCGAAAGGCAGGCAGUGUGAUGAAGUCUGGCAUGUUGAGCCAUAUCUACUUGCCAACACCAUCUUUACGCUGAGUCUGAAGGACAACCAACAUGUUCGGCCUUAUCAUUUCUGGCAGACCAGUCAACGCGGCGCCACAAGCUCUUACGGAGACUCAGUACGCGUUCAGUAUUGUCCCAGAGCCCAGCUUCAGUCAUAUCGUAGUGUUCAUUCUACCUGGGGUGCAAUUGCCCGCUGAUACAGCCGCUACGGUCUACGUACAGAUCCCACCUUCCUCUGAUUUCAAGUUGCUGGGCGCUGUCGGACCAGGCAAGGAGUCCGCCAUCUUCAAAAUCAGCGGUCUCAGAUCCGCCAACACAACCGCAAAUGGAGACGUAGACGCCAUGACCGACGACCCUUCGCUCUCCGCGAAUGGUGUCGCGCCUACAGCCUCCGGGGACAUCAUUGUCGGCAUCUCGAUCGAGCCAGCAGCGCAAGUCGAAGCUCAGCUAGCUCAGCUCAGGCCGGGACAGUCCUCGGCCGCUCAGCCUUCGUCUGCGCUGGUCAGAUUGAACUCCGCGACAGGAGGCAGGGUCACGACUAAAGUGCUCGCGCAACGCAUCAUCGGCAAUGCAUUCAACUUCCUGGCCAGCUUCGGCAGCGACACUGUGCCUUUGAAGGCAUUCCAGGACUGGUGGGCAAAAUUCGAGAAGAAGGUUGAGCUUGACCCCUCUUUUCUGGAGAGGGAACAGGGUUGAGCCCCUCAGGCUGUUCGAUCGUAGCAUUACGCCGCACGAUCGCCAUCGCGAAGCACGUACUCCUUUUGAGGAGUUCGUACUGAGCCCGUCGACGAUGGCCUUCUCAAUGGCGGAAAGGGGUGUCAUGAGGCUGUCUACUUGAUCACCACCAAGCUAAUCUGAGAUGCCGAGAUUCCCGCGCUCGCUCAUACCGGAGCCGGUCCCUAGGGACCCUUACGGGCCAACGGCCGGUGAGAUUUCGAGCAUGUCAAGCUCACAUUCGGAAGCUUAACCAGUAAUUAUGCCGUAGGACGAGGGAACAUUGGCCUGAU